AUGUCACCCUCCACGGAUAUAUCACGCGAAGAGCUUCACACCAGGACAUACAUCAUACUCGGGGUUGUGUACCUCUUCGUAGCUGGCGCGACUACUGUGAAUCGAAACAUCGAUUUCGAUUAUCGUAUGUCCAGCUUAGGCGCCUUCACUUAUGUCUUCGCUGAGGGAGCCUACCAUAUGCGUGAAACCGCGAGGAUCUAUCAGCUCCGUCCGGAGGGGCGCAGGUGGUCCCAUCCCGACUUUGUAUACCAUUCCAUAAAGGCGAUCUCUGGUUCCUACUUCUUCGGCGCCAUCUUCGGAUUCACAGAACUCAUGUCCGCUGUGCAAGUCGUGGGCGAGAUGUUCGCUAUAGUUGGUCGCUCGAUUUUUGUACCGCCUUCUUAG
Messenger RNA from Aureobasidium namibiae CBS 147.97, 384 nucleotides. RefSeq lists its product as uncharacterized. The transcript has a single exon. Bases 1 to 384 code for a protein of 127 amino acids. NCBI's taxonomy places the organism in Eukaryota, Fungi, Ascomycota, Dothideomycetes, Dothideales, Saccotheciaceae. The record is from RefSeq and is a predicted model, not a curated record.